Messenger RNA from Frankliniella occidentalis (western flower thrips), 1089 nucleotides. RefSeq names its product PH domain-containing protein DDB_G0287875-like. The record is from RefSeq and is a predicted model, not a curated record. Bases 151 to 1014 code for a protein of 287 amino acids. Lineage: Eukaryota; Metazoa; Arthropoda; Insecta; Thysanoptera; Thripidae. The transcript has 2 exons.
AAGCCAGCCAUAUCUUGAGUUCGUCUUGAGUCGAACAAAUUGUGUAUGGUGUGACGAAAUCUUAUCGAGGUGAGCGAGGUGAGGAAAGUGGUUGCGGCAGCAGUCGUUGGGGUCUUGUGUUGAGGGGAGGAACUCGCGUGCUGUUCAGCUAUGAAGUCUUUGAUACUAGCUGUGCUGGUCGCCCUCGUGUGCCUGCAGCUGCAGGGUGCUCUCGCCAGGACGCCCAAGGGGGACGCGGCCUGCGCCUGCGAGCGGGACCUCCCCUACCAGCUGCUCAGGGGCGAGGACCAGGUCAGGCAGUGCGAGCGGGGCUACUACUGCGACUGCAAGGCCGGAAAAGUUCUGCGUUGCUUCGCGGUCAUCCUAACAUGGAAGUACAACGAGGAUCCCCAAGUGUGCGACCUGAACUUCGACUGCAAAAAGUUUUUCGAAAAUUUGCCAACUACGCCAGCAACUACAGUAACGCCACCCGCAACCACGCCCGCAAUAACAACUAGACCCACAACGCCCCCGACGACAACGUCCACCACACCCUCGACGACCACGCCCACCACGCCCCCGACGACAACGCCCACCACACCCCCGACGACCACGCCCACCACACCCCCGACGACCACGCCCACCACACCCCCGACGACCACACCCACCACACCCCCGACGACCACGCCCACCACACCCCCGACGACCACCACACGCCCGACGACGACGCCCUCAACAUCCCCUAACACCGAGUCAACGACGGCGACCCCAUCUACAACGCCGGGCCCCGUCGUGGAUCCGUACUGUCUGAAGUGCGACCCCGUGACCCAUCAGCGAUACCAACUCAUUCGCGGCGACGAUGAAGUGGGCAAGUGCAAUGAGCGGCUGUACUGUGACUGCGAGGAGCGCUCGCAGCAGCAGUGUGGAUGGCUAACGGCUCUUAAUCCCGAUGACCAAAAGUGUGAGAUGUUCUUUAGCUGUGAGAGCUGGUUGAAGGAACAUUCUCAUAACUGGAUCGAGUCAGAUAUGCCAUGAAAUAAUUAUUAAUUACACCGUUCACAUUAAAAAUCGCCUAGCCAUGGAAUAAAAAAAUUAACUCGCUCAAAUUUA